AUGUCAGAUAAAAAUUUAAGAAAAUUAAAAGAUAGAUUAGAAAAGAAAAAGGAAGAAGCAACAAAGGUUAGGGAUAAAUUAAAGAAACAAAUUUUAUUAUUGGAUAAUAUUUUAAAAGAGAAUUUGAAAUAUAUUGAAAAGAAACUUGGUAGUAGUAACACUAGUAAUGUAGUGGAAGUCAAAGAGAAACUUUUAAAUGAAUGUGAAAAAGAAGUCACCAUUGCAAAGAAUAGGAUCCUUCAAAAGGUGAGCUCACUAACAUCAAUAACGAACGAAGCAGACAUUCAAGACGAUGAAAACGAUGAGAAUGGUUUAUCAUCGAUAUACGACUCAUUGCAAAGUAUUUUAGACAUAUCACCCGAAUAUUUAAGUAUCUUUGACCAAGCAAAGAAAUCAAUGGAUCAAAAGAUUGAGAGAAAUCUAAAAGAGUUGAAACGUCAAUCAUUAACCUCCUCUGAGAGUGGUGGGUUGGGUGGCAGUAGUGGUAGCAUUAGAAAUAGUAGUAGUAGUAUAAGUAAUAAUAGUAGUACAAAUGAUGGUGGUGCUGAAAGUAUGUCUGAAAUUACUGAAGAUGAUAAUUCUGAUUUCGAUACAAAUUCUGAUUUUGGUUUUAAUCAAUCUUCACCAUCGACAAAUCAAAAUCAAAAUCAAAAUCAAAAUCAAAAUCAAAAUCAAAAUCAAAAUCAAAAUCAAAAUCAAAAUCAAAAUCAAAAUCAAAAUCAAAAUCAAAAUCAAAAUCACAAUGGAACCACCACCACUACAUAUAAUAAUCAACAUGUAUUAAAUACCCUUUUAAGUAGUUCACUUUUUACAAAUAAUAAUAACCGAAGAAUAAAUUCUUCUGGCGGUAGUGGUGUCGCUAGAAGAAAAGAAAUUCAUUUGGUCAUCACUGAUAAUGAUGAUUCUCAAAGUGUUACAAGUAAUACAAGUAACACAAGUAAUAAUAGUAAUGGUAGUAUAAAUGAAGCAAGUACUUUUAAUACUACUUCAAGUCAAAGUUCAACAUGUACUGUCGUUGAUCAAUCAAUUCAAAAUCAAAAUCAAAAUCAAAAUCAAAAUCAAAAUCAAAAUCAAACUCAAAAUCAAAAUCAAAAUCAAACUCAAACUCAAAAUCAAAAUCAAACUCAAAAUCAAACUCAAAACCAAAACCAAAAUCAAAUUCAAAAUCAAAAUCAAAAUCAAAAUAAUAAUAAUAGUAGUAAUAAUAAUAAUAAUAAUAAUAAUAAUAAUAAUAAUAAUAAUAAUAAUAAUAAUAAUAAUAAUAGAAGCCCAGCAGUAAGAAGGAGUAAUAACAAUAAUACAGCAUCAGAGUCUUCGAUGGCGACAGAACAAGAUGUUGAAAUUGAUUUAGAUCAAAUGGAUUUAGAUCAUGGUAAAAAUAAUAAUAAUAAUAAUAACAAUAAUAAUAAUAAUGGUAAUAAUAAUAAUAGGAGAAACCCGAAUGGUAGAAAUAAUAUAAACCCUUAUAGAAAUUUAAGAGAUGUCGAUAUUGAUAUAGAUAUUGAUAUCGAUAUUGAUGAUAUAGAAGGAAAUGAAAUUAGAUUACAACAAUUACAAAGAGUUAAUAUACCAGAAGAUAUAAUAGAAGAAGAUAUAAUAGAAAAACCAAUGCCAUCAGUUUUAAAUCCCACUGGUGCACAACCGAAUGCAAAUAAUAAUGAUAUUGAUAAUGAGAAUGAAAUUGAUGAAAAUGAAAUUGAAAAUGAAGAAAAUGUAAAUGAAAAUAAUAAUAAUAAUAACAAUAGUAAUAACAAUAAUAAUAAUAGUAAUAAUAAUAAUAACAAUAAUAAUAGUAGUAAUAAUAGUAAUAAUAAUAAUAAUAAUAAUAAUAACAAUAGUAGUAAUAAUAAUAAUUUACCAAAUCAACAAUCAAAUGAUAUUAAUAAUAAUAAUAAUAAUAAUAAUAAUAAUACAGAGAAUGUGGCAUCAUUGCCAUCAAUAAAUAAUACAACAUCAAAUAAUACCAAUAAUAAUAAUAAUAAUAAUAAUAAUAAUAAUAAUAAUAAUAACAAUCCAACAACAACAACAACAUCAACCACGACAACAAUAACUACAUCAUCUAAUAGAGCAAUACUUAAAGAUGAUACUGUAGAUAUAGUUGAUUUAGAUAAUAGUCAAUAUGAAUUAACCAAUACAUUAAAUAAUGGAUCAUGGUUAGUUACAAUUAAUAAUUUUACACAUAAAAGAGAUCAAUUUUAUACAUCAAUCUUUCCAUUGGUUGGUGCAAAUUGGCGUUUAAAAAUCUAUCCAGAUGGAAAAGAUUCCACUGGUAAACUUUCAAUUUUCGUUAGCAAUUGUGAUAUGUUGGAUAACCCUUUCUUGGAGAAAUCCGUUUCCUAUCGUAUUACUCUUGUAAAUCAAAAAAGACAAACUGAAAAUAUUGAAAAAUGUAAUAUAUUCACACACACACACACACACACACACACACACACACACACACACACACACACACACACACACACAACUAUAUUCUUUCAAUCAAAUGAUAUCAUUUUAUAUUAA
Molecule: messenger RNA, 2502 nt
Organism: Dictyostelium discoideum AX4
Lineage: Eukaryota; Evosea; Eumycetozoa; Dictyosteliales; Dictyosteliaceae
Exons: 2
Coding region: 1-2502 (833 amino acids)
Source: RefSeq, a predicted model, not a curated record